Dryobates pubescens (Downy woodpecker) is the source of this 2258-nucleotide messenger RNA. It is a transcript of the gene MFAP3, whose product is annotated as microfibril associated protein 3. The record is from RefSeq and is a predicted model, not a curated record. NCBI's taxonomy places the organism in Eukaryota, Metazoa, Chordata, Aves, Piciformes, Picidae. Bases 235 to 1260 code for a protein of 341 amino acids. The transcript is spliced from 3 exons.
CGCGCGGAAAGCAUAUCCGGGCAGCAGGGCCGGUGGUGGCGACGGCGGUGGAGUUGAAUUUCCAGUUUCCACUUCCAAUAUUGAUGACCUUGAAAGUGCAUUUGGAUCCGAGACAUUUUCUGUCACUGAACAAAUCAAGAGUUUCUCUGCUAUUUCAGAGCGAUACAGACAGCUUAAUAUCAUACGACCUCACUUCUCCAAAUUAGAUGAAAAGAGAGUUUUCUCUUGCUUUCCAUGAAGCUCAGCUAUUGCCUGUUAAUUUUGACUCUUGCUGCUGAUCUUUCCAUUGGAUUUACACUGGAAAAUGUAGCUUUCAACAGAACAGUUGCUCUUGGGACUCUCAAUGCAUCGCUUCAUACGGUGUCUCAAGCUUCAGUAAGUUCUCCAGCACACCACGAUAUCAUUGCCAAAGAGGGGACCAGUAUUUUACUUGAAUGUAAACUGAACAACAGCCAGUAUGAAUAUAUUCUUUGGUAUAACUCCAGAGGACAUCUGCUUGAACAGAAGGAUGAAGGUGGCCACUGGAGGAUUGCUGAUAAUUCCCUCAACAUCACCAGGGUCAGCUUUGCUGACCGGGGGCGAUACACGUGCGCGGGUGUUACCCGUAACGACACCGUGUACUACACCGUCACCCUGAGGGUCAUCUUCACCUCAGGAGACAUGAGUAUCUACUACAUGAUUGUGUGCCUCGUUGCCUUUGCCAUCACCCUCAUUUUAAACAUCACCCGGCUGUGCAUGAUGAGCAGCCACCUGCGCAAGACGGAGAAGGCUAUCAAUGAGUUCUUCAGGACGGAAGGGGCUGAGAAGCUUCAGAAGGCUUUUGAGAUAGCCAAGCGCAUCCCCAUCAUCACCUCUGCCAAAACGCUGGAGCUGGCCAAAGUCACGCAGUUCAAGACCAUGGAGUUUGCUCGCUACAUUGAGGAGCUCGCCAGAAGCAUUCCCCUGCCACCCCUGAUCCUCAACUGCCGGGCCUUCAUGGAGGAGAUCUUCGAGGCGGUGCGGGUGGAGGAUCCUGACGAAGCUGGUGAGGAGGGAAAGCAGAGCCAGGCCUGCGGCGCCCAGGCCGCGCUGUACCCCAGCAACCCGGAGAUGAAGCGCAGCGACUCGCCGGCCGGCGAUUCAGACGAUGGCUCCAUGAACGAGCAGGGCCAGGAGAUAGCUGUGCAGGUGUCCAUUCACCCGCAGUCGGAGGUGCAGAGCAUUGACUCUGUUUCUCACGACAGCUGCCAGUUUGCACCUUCCGAGGAAGGCACCUGCUGAGUCCGGCGCUGUUGUGAAGGAAGCACAGACGACCCCAGGCUGCUGCCGGAAGGGGGGUCUGCAAACCAGCUGCCUCAGUCCCAACUGCACAAGUGCUUUCCAAAUUUCAGGGUGCCAGAACUGCUGCCCAAAUCUGUAUCUUCUGUCAGUGUUGAUCUCAUGGUUUCAAGUCUGUUUAAAGAAAGCCAUUUGGAAUACUGUGCAGUGGCUUUUCUUUUUAAAACAAGCUUUCUAUACUUAAAAUAGUUACAAAACAGGAAUUCUUUGCCCUUGUCUCCUUGGCAGCUUCUGAUACUUUUCAUCUCUAUUAGAAGUGGCCAAGCUGAGCAGUGCAACUUGCAAUAAGAUCUUUCCCUUUGUGAACUCUUUCCUUCCUUCACAAAAUGGAGCUGGAAUUCCUUUGAUCAGUGUUGUUGUCCUGAUGAGUUGUGUGCUCUUUUUGAGUUGCCUCUUGGUGCGUGUAGCCCAUCAGAGCCGUGGUGAGCUUGAGCAGAUCUGUUCUGUGUCGUGUGCUUCUAUGUUGCUAUCAAAAUGUACUGUACUUGGGGAGAGAAUAGUUUCAAAGCAGCUCAGAGAACAACCAGGGGGCCCCAGUUCUCCGUCUGUCUGCGGAAAACUCGUGUGUGCUCCAGCGUGGGGAGAGCAAAUUGUUACAGAGGUGGCUGCCUAAACUCGGUGCUGAUUGCCAAAGCGCCUUACCCUGGCUCUGCCUGACAGAAUGGAGCAGUAGCAGCACUGCUGGCACUGCCUUUCCUUGACUUUGCUGACUUCACUGCCUCUAGAAAAUCCAAAGUUUUCUAUUGUAUUUGACAUGGUUGUGAGAAAAGAGUGACAGUAAUGUGUCGUGGCAUCAUGUAAAGAUUCAUUCAGCUACGGAGUAUAGCAUUAGCCAGGUUGGAAAAGACCUUGGAGAUCAUUGAGUCCAACCUAUCACCCAACACCAUCUAACCAACUAAACCAUGGCACCAAGUGCCUCAUCCAGGCUCUUUUUGAACACU